AUGGCGGCUGCUUCCAUGAUGCAACAGCAACACGAUCAACAGCAGAUGCACCAGCUGCAACAGCCACAAUAUCAGGAAGAUCAGUUACAGCCACAACUGCAUCAGCAGCAGCAACCGCAUCCGCAGCCACCGGUACAGCAGCCACCGCUGCAGCAGCCACCGGUACAGCAGCCACCGGUACAGCAGCCACCGCAUCCGCAGCCACCGGUACAGCAGCCACCGGUACAGCAGCCACCGGUACAGCAGCCACCGCUGCAGCAGCCACCGGUACAGCAGCCACCGCUGCAGCAGCCACCGGUACAGCAGCCACCGAUACAGCAACCACCGGUACAGCAGCCACCGGUACAGCAGCAACUGGUACAGCAGCAACUGGUACAGCAGUCAACCCUGCAGCAGCCACCGUUGCAACAGCCACCGCUGCAACAGCCACCGCUGCAGCAUCCACCGGUACAGCAGAAACCGCUGUAUCAGCCAUUGCUGCGACAACCACCACUGCACCAGCCACCGCUGCAGCAGCCACCACUGCAGCAGCCACCACUGCAGCAACAACCGCAACAGAUGCUGUUGCAACAGUAUACAAUGUUGCAGGCACAGACUGCCCCUGACACUACCCCUAUGAUCCAACAAGGGCCACACCUACCUUCCCAUAAUUACGUCACUCCCAGAGAACCACCUUUUGUAAAACAAUAUCACCAGGUGCAGCAACCACUAUCGCAGCAGGUGCAACAGCAUCAGCAAGAGCAAUAUCAACAGAAUCAACAGCUACAACUGCAGCAGGAACAGCCGACACAGAUGCUAUUGCAACGCUAUGCGACGGUGGCGGCACAGAGUGACCCUGCAAUAUAUCCACAUAUGCAAUAUGGAUAUGAGUAUCAGAUUGGUUCUUCCCGCCAUCGAGAAGUUGUUGGAGAUCUGGAA
This is a messenger RNA of Phlebotomus papatasi, 918 nucleotides long. RefSeq lists its product as uncharacterized. The record is from RefSeq and is a predicted model, not a curated record. The annotation marks the transcript as partial. The transcript has 3 exons. NCBI's taxonomy places the organism in Eukaryota, Metazoa, Arthropoda, Insecta, Diptera, Psychodidae.